CGCACAGUGAGACACAUCCUGCAAUGACUGCUCCCUGACUCGUGGAUGACAGCUGGAGGCAGGCCUCAUCUUCGAGAGUGACAAAAUGAUGAAUUCCACCACCAUUCAGCCCCCAGAAUCCUGCUCCCAAAAUACCCUCAUAGUACAGCAAAUCAUUCCCGUGCUGUACCUCCUGGUCUUCAUCGCAGGGAUCCUGCUCAACAGCGUGUCGGCAUGGAUCUUCUUUUAUGUGCCCAGCUCGAAGAGUUUCAUCGUCUAUCUCAAGAGCAUUGUUGUUGCUGACUUCCUUAUGAGCCUAACGUUCCCUUUCAAGAUCCUCAGCGACUCAGGCCUGGGCCCCUGGCAGCUGGGCGUGUUCGUGUGCAGGGUCUCAGCGGUGCUCUUCUACGUCAACAUGUACGUCAGCAUCGUGUUCUUUGGGCUCAUCAGCUUUGACAGAUACUACAAAAUCGUAAAGCCUCUUUUGACAUCUUUUAUCCAGUCAGUGACUUACAGCAAACUCCUGUCGGUGAUGGUGUGGCUGCUAAUGCUCCUUCUUGCUCUCCCCAACAUUAUCCUCACCAACCAGAGUGUUAAGGAUGUCACGCAAAUAAAAUGCAUGGAACUUAAGAACAAACUGGGAAUCAAGUGGCAUAAAGCAUCAAACUACAUCUUUGUGGGCAUCUUCUGGAUCGUGUUUCUUUUGUUGAUCAUUUUCUACACUGCUAUCACAAGGAAAAUCUUCAAGUCCCACCUUAAAUCCAGAAGGAAUUCCAUUUCAGUCAAGAAGAAAUCUAGCCGCAAUAUAUUCAGCGUCAUGUUAGUGUUUGUUGUCUGUUUCGUACCUUACCACAUUGUCAGAAUCUUCUAUACGCAGAGCCAGACGGAAUCUCACUACAGCUGCCAGUCCAAACAAAUCCUGCACCAUGUGAAGGAAUUCACUCUGCUGCUGUCGGCUGCCAAUGUGUGCUUGGACCCCAUUAUUUAUUUCUUUCUAUGCCAGCCAUUUAGAGAAAUCUUGUGUAAGAAAUUGCACAUCUCACUAAAAGCUCAGGAUGACUCAGAAUUGUCCAAAUCCAGGAGGGUACCUGCAGCGCCUGAAAGCACAGACACGCUGUGAUUCCCACCACCUCCCCACCACAGCCCUGGGUGCAAAUGUGAUCCUCAGUUACCAAGAAGAGGGGCAAAUCCGAAAAUGGCCGUGACAUUAAGCGUCACCACUGAGCAUUACUAUGAAUUUAGUAUGAUAAUAAAUUAAAAUGUAAGUUUCCAUGCUUAUG
Messenger RNA from Pteronotus mesoamericanus, 1259 nucleotides. It is a transcript of the gene P2RY14, whose product is annotated as purinergic receptor P2Y14. NCBI's taxonomy places the organism in Eukaryota, Metazoa, Chordata, Mammalia, Chiroptera, Mormoopidae. The record is from RefSeq and is a predicted model, not a curated record. The coding region runs from base 86 to 1099 and encodes 337 amino acids. Gene Ontology annotation, cellular component: membrane. Gene Ontology annotation, molecular function: G protein-coupled purinergic nucleotide receptor activity. Gene Ontology annotation, biological process: G protein-coupled receptor signaling pathway. The transcript has 2 exons.